Molecule: messenger RNA, 4551 nt
Organism: Salvelinus fontinalis (brook trout)
Lineage: Eukaryota; Metazoa; Chordata; Actinopteri; Salmoniformes; Salmonidae
Gene: etnk1
Product: ethanolamine kinase 1
Exons: 8
Coding region: 143-1225 (360 amino acids)
Biological process (GO): phosphatidylethanolamine biosynthetic process
Cellular component (GO): cytoplasm
Molecular function (GO): ethanolamine kinase activity
Source: RefSeq, a predicted model, not a curated record
UUAUGGGUGGGAUUUUCUGAGAGGCGUUGCCGCAUUAGAAGCGAGUAGACUUUUAACCACCGCAGCCAAGCAAUAGUUCAUACAAACGCAUUUGCAGCCGCCUACAGUGAACUUCUUCUCAAUUUAGCCUGAACCUUUCAUUAUGGCCAACUACAUUCAUGUACCCGAAGAGGCGCCCGCUGUACCCAAAAUAGAUGUCACAUUAGACGAGAACGAUUACAGAUCUGGUGCGUUGAGACUGAUCAAGGAACUGAGACCGUUCUGGAAACCAUCCGAGGUCAAAAUGAAGUUCUUCACAGAUGGAAUCACCAAUAAGUUGCUGGGCUGCUACGUGGGCGGGGUCAUGCAGGAUGUGGUCCUGGUGCGUAUCUAUGGCAACAAGACAGAGCUGUUUGUGGACCGGGAGAACGAGGUGAAGAGUUUCCGGACGCUCCACGCACACCGCUGCGCCCCGCGUCUCUACUGUACCUUCAACAACGGCCUCUGCUAUGAGUUCCUACAGGGCCAGGCACUGGAACCUGAACACAUCCGGAGCCUGCCCACGUCCAGGCUCAUCGCGAGGCAGCUGGCUAAGUACCAUGCCAUCCAUGCUCACAACGGAUGGGUGCCCCAGUCAGACCUGUGGCUGACAAUGGGCAAGUACUUCGCCCUGGUGCCCAAGUUCUUCCAAGACCCAGAGAUGAACAUAAGGUUAAACAGUGAGGUGCCUAGUCGAAGGCGACUGAGGGAAGAGAUGGUGUGGAUGCAGCAGAGUCUGUCUGUGCUGGGCUCUCCUGUAGUCCUCUGCCACAACGACCUGCUGUGUAAGAACAUAAUCUAUAAUCAGCAAGGAGAAAAUGUCAAGUUCAUUGACUACGAAUACGCUGGGUACAAUUACCAAGCCUAUGACAUUGGGAACCACUUCAAUGAGUUUGCAGGUCUGAAUGAGGUGGACUACAGUCACUACCCAGAGCGGAGUUUGCAGCUGCAGUGGCUGCGCUCCUACUUGGAGGCCUAUAAGGAACACAAAGGUCAAGGGUCAGAGGUCACUGAGACAGAGGUGGAGGUGCUCUACGUACAGGUCAACCGCUUUUCCCUGGCAUCUCAUUUCUUCUGGGGCCUAUGGGCUCUGAUUCAGGCCGAGUUCUCCACCAUUGACUUUGACUUCCUGGGAUACGCAGUCCUUCGCUUCAGCCAGUAUUUCAAGAUGAAGCCAGAGGUUGCAGCGCUGAACUUUCCAGAAUAAAAGUUCUCCCUAUCUGGUCCUCAUGUCCACCGUAGAGUGCCCUCUAGAGGGUGUCGGAAAGAAGACCCGGAGAGAGCCUAGUCCACACUUCCUGUGGAUUUCAUUCGGCACUCACUAGAGACUCAUAGAACCCUAUGGGAACUUAUAGAACCCUAUGGGAACUUGUAGAACUAUAUUAGAACUCCUAGAACCCCAUGGGAACUUAUAGAACUAUAUGAGAAAUCAUAGAACCCUAUGGAAACUCACAGAACCCUAUGGGAGCUUAUAGAACUCAUAGAACCCUGUGAGAACUUAUAGAACCCUAUGGGAACUUAUAGAACUAUAUGAGAACUCAUAGAACCCUUUGAGAACUCAUAGCUGUUAGAAACCAUGACUCACCAUCCAUUGACACUCCACAGGGCCAAUUCCAUAGCAUCACUGCUACAGACAGAGCCCUACCUAGCUCGCUAUAGAAGCCUAGAACCAUACACUUCUUCAUAAAGACUAAAGUCUUUAAUUAAGACCCAGUCCUCCAAAAUGUCUAAAUAUGCAAGGGGAAAAAGAGCACUAUCAUGGCUUUUUUUUGUUGUUGUUAAGAACAACCAAAUGAAAACUGUCACGUAAAAUAUGGUGAAUUCAGUGUGACAUUCCAGUAGCAUCUCUCACCCCAGUCUGUGCCCGCACACAGGGGUAACUCACAACAGGGGAGACCUGGACCAACUCUGUAACUUGUCUCCUGUGUUGUGCUGCUGACUGACUGGGAAUAUUAGUGUGCGUGGGCUCACUCCGAGCCAUUCCUAUUGGAUAUAUACAUCUCUUGUCUGGGCUAACUGGUCCACUGAUUAUUUAGUCACCAGUAUAUCUGUUGGUUUAAUGGUAGGCUAUAUAGUAAGUUACCAAUAUGUGUUGGUGCACUUGGUAUAGUCACCAAUAUAUAUUUGUUGGUUAAAUGGUUAGAUUCACUUACAUACUGUCUCCUAGGUAACAAACAGGAGGGCAUCCAUCUUGUUUACAUUCUGUUCCCCUGACUGAAACGACGUCCACUUCCCUACCGUAACUAGGCUGUAGUUUGAUUCAUGGGAAAUGUGUCGUCAUGACGACGGCCAGGAGUAUUUCCUGACCAUUUCCUGGGGAAACUCUGACCAGAAGAAACUCGGGGCCUUCUGGUCUGGAAACCCACCAAGCCCUAGUCAUGACUGUUAUGUUCACUGUAUUAAGUCGUUUAGAUUCACUUUUUGUUUUAUCAUGUAACCUCACGGGGCAGUUGCAUUUGACUCGACUCAGCCUAAUCCUGGACUAAAAGGCACUUUCAAUGGAGAGUUGAUGUUCAAUGGCGUCACCAUUGGGAGUGAUUUUUAGUCGAGGAUUAUAAUCUUAAGAUGGUAUAUUGUUGCCUGGCUACCCAUCCACAUCACUCCGGCCAACUGAAGUUUCUUCUCCAUGAUGAGUCUGGAUUUGCCUCCCUCCCUGAGGAUUUCUAGAAUGUGGACACAUUCUGACCGUUCUGAUUGGUCCCAGAAACUGAUGGGUUGGGCCAGAUCCGGGCCUUCAUGGAUGACGUUAUCAACUUUGCUACUCUGGUUAGAUUUUGUUCGACCAUCCAGUCGCUGUUGAAUUUGUUUUGUACAAUGCCCCUCAUUUUGAAGUCACACAGACAACUUCUAGGGUGGCAGUUUCAGACUGAAUGUAUGUAGGGAUCGAUAGAGCAGCGAAAUGAAAUUCAGGGUGAGUUGUCUGACAAGGUUUAGUGCAAUUAUCUGUGAGACAACUGAGGUAAGACCUAUGGAUUGGAGGACCAAUGGCUUUGGUAGGGAGUGUCUUUGAAAUAUGUAUCUUUGACUGAAAGAUUCUCUCUAACGGUAUAGUACUUCACGUCUUCAUCUGUUUAUAAUGUAUGCGCUGCUUGGUUCCGGAAGUUCUUUACGACAAAAAGUUCAUCUACUAGGUCAAAACCAACCUACACCAAAGUGCUGAUCUUUUUUGCUUGUACAUAAUUGCACAUUGUAUUUUUCCAUUUAGAAAUAAUAAUAUUGAUAAUGUACAAUAUUUACUUUUUAAAGUGCAGUUUUAUACCUAUUUAAGUGAGCAUCUGUUUUCUGACUGGGAGGUCUUGGAGUGUGUUAAAACAGAUUCAAUGUUAGUCAGGGCAGGUCUAUGUUGUUACUGCAUAGAUGCCUGGAUGAAGAGACCUCUUGAUAGGCUGCUGAAAUAGCACCCUAUACCCUACAUAGUGCACUACUUUUGACAUGGGGCGCUGGUCACCAGGGGUGCAGUGUAUAGGGGGCUAUUUCGGAUGAAGACAGACUGUAUUUUCCAUUCAUACUCAACACUUCCAUGCCAACGGUAUCAGUCUGCAGACUUGCAGCCGUGGUCCUAGGGGGUGCUAGCACCUGUGAGAACCGCAUUUCAAGGCACCUUUCAGGAAGUGGCUGCGAGUCUCCAGACCGAUGCCUCUCCCUAUACCCUACGCUCCUGACCUGUGCAGCCCUCUACAUGUAAAGUGAACCCCGUCUACUAUAGCGACGAAACCAACUGGGAAGUCAGCCAGGCAUUACAGUAUAUGCCUGUCUUAACUCUGUUCACUUUUGAUUUGAGCAUGCCUUUUAUUUUGAUGUGGCUUUGUUUUAAUGAUAAUCAACAUGUCUGUUUUCUGGGUCUGUGACUGCAGUGUCUGAGAUGUUCGGUCUAUGUUCCUUCACUGGGAAAUGGGAGGACGGGUCACAAAUGGGUGGUUGUCGAUCAGAUCCUAACUUGAGAUGUUGCACGUUAAGUUGCUCAACUUUUGUGAAAGUUCUCUACUGACAUCUGAGCAUGGAUUUCUGACAAGGUUUAAUUUACACUUGACUCAAGUUAGGGUUGUCCUUGUCUGCGGACUGUGCCAUGUUUUUAAUCACACAGGGUGCACAAAUAGUGCUGAAAUAUACUGUCAAAUUGUACAGCUGUAGCCUACACACGUGCGCUAUAAUGUUACAAAGAAAUCAUAAAAACACUUCGUAAAGCAAGUCUGUUUCCCUGUUGAGUUUCAUUUUGAAAUGAACAAAACCACUGUUUAAAAAAAAAACGCAACAAUACUUUCAGCUUACUCAAUACUGGUCUGCUUCUUUAAAACUUGUAUAAAUGCUCUAUUCUUAUUUCUUCUCUGGCAUUUGUAGCAUAUGUGUAUAUGUACAUUUCAAAAUCAAAUGUAAUAUCUUUGCUUGGACUGUCAAAUGUGAAUGACUGUACAUAGUUUUUUUUUUCUAAACAUUGCUCUAACAUCAAUUAGUCUUUUGUUUAACUGUGAAAUAAUCAAACUUUUGAAUACUGUACACAAGUGCUGUGAAAGGAGAUUAAAGUCUAUUACCGUG